This is a messenger RNA of Nezara viridula (southern green stink bug), 3875 nucleotides long. NCBI's taxonomy places the organism in Eukaryota, Metazoa, Arthropoda, Insecta, Hemiptera, Pentatomidae. The record is from the annotation of a GenBank genome assembly.
UCCACUUUUUAGUGAUAUCGAUAGUAAAAUUAAGCUCUAUCAUAUAUCGAUAUUAGAGUAGGUUUGAAUAUUUUUAUUGGCGGUUUCUGUAGUUGUUAAGACGUUAGUGAUAGUAGUUAACAAAAAUAAAUUUGGUCUAAUUUUAUUAAUAUUUUAAGUGGACAUUAAAUUUUACUAUGUCUGGAAGUGAUUUUUAUGGGGCUGAUACGUUGCACAAAGAAGUCUAUAUAAGAAAAGGGCAUGAGGACUGGAAUGAAAUAAAUUUGAAUCCAGGAGGAAUUGCAAGUACCCUUCAGGAUGUUAAAACCCAACAACGAGCAGGAGCUUAUGCCUACAAAAAAAUUCCCAAUAGAUUCAUAUAUUGGAGGACUGAAGGAAAUGUUCUUGAAAUGGUUGAAGAAUCCCUUGACGUAACAUUGCAUGGUAAUCAGAUUAGAUACAAAUUUACUGAUAGUCAAGUGUUGGAUGGUUUGACUGUUACAGAAACUAUGAAAAGACUGAUUAUUCUUGUUCCUACUGUGUCUAGCCUUCACGUUUUCACAUAUCCACAUCCUGAGAAACUCUUGAAAAAGGGAUUUGGUGAAGUGUCUAGUUUGUCUGUUUUUCAUGGCAUUAGUGAAAGUGAUGCUACGGAUCCACAGACCUACCAUCAACUGAAUUGUUCUUCCAGUGCAAUUGUUAGCUGCACAUCUUGUAUUGCAAAUAAUGGAGAAGCUAUAUUUGCUCUUGGAUUAGCAAAUGCUUCAGUUCUUCUUGUCAUUGUAGAUUCUGUUAGUGGCUUAUCUUCUUCUCGUAUUCUUUCCCAUGAUAACAUUGUUCCUAGAUUUCUCACAGGAAUUUUGGGAAAGGAUGGUGGAGAAUGGGUUCCAGUUAGUUUGAUUUUGCAUUAUAUAAAAAAAGAACUUUUUCUCUUCACACUUUGUAGAGGAGGAAGCCUUCGUGUAUGGUCAGUUGAUAGAGGAUCAUUUAUCACGUCUCUAUGUGUGAAGUUAACAAGUCAAACAACAUUGAAAGCUCAGAAACACAAGAUGUGCAAAGGAUAUAUAAAUGGCACUUUUAUAUUACACUGUUGUGUACAAGGUGCUGCUAUUGUAACAUUAGCUCCAGAUUAUGGUAAUGGUGUAUUCAACUUUACGACCAUUUCGGAAAUACCUAUUCAACCUGGUUUUGAAGUUACAAAUAUGUGUCCUGGGGAGGAGGGAUAUUUUUGGUGUAGUUGGUUAACAUUAGAUGAAUCACCUGCUGUUACCAAGAAUAAUGUCAUUCAUCCAGGAUUUUCUAAGGUGGCAUUAACCAGACCUUCUCUUCAAGUGCCAGUGUCAGACUACAUUCCUAGGGAUCCAGCUUCUCAUUAUUUAGAUGCCAUAUUUUCCUCUGGUUUCUUCACUUCUUUGGAUAUAGCUAAAGCAAUUUCACUUUAUAAAAUAACUGCUGUAAUAAAACCAAACAUCGAUGUUGCUGAACAGAUUUGUGCCAUAGUGGAAACUGAAAUUUAUUCAGAAAUUGGUGAACAAGAAUUGGAUGAUGAUGAAUUCUUAGAUAUUGCUUUUAGGUGUUGGAAUCGAUUAUAUUCAUGUUGCAGUCAGUAUAUUAUUUCAAGUAUGCUUCCUCUUGGAAUGGUUUGGCUCGGAGAUUACUUAGUUUUAAUUCAAGAAUGUGGUUUCUCAAUAGUUGUUGAUAUUGAACCAUUAGAACUUUUUAUGACAACUGCUGUAAAGUCUUCACAAUUUCCACAAGUUGGAUACGGCUGGCUUGUAGAAAAGCUUAGGGAUAUUAAUUUAGAAUCUGGCAUUGUUAAGCUGGAAUUGAGCAUUCAUACUGGAGAAUCAAUUGAUGAGCUUUCCAUCCUUCAAGAAGCUGCUGAUCUCAUUCAUCCUUCUAAGCAACUUGAUGAUGCUCUAAGUAUCUUCUAUGAAGAAGGUUUAGGAAGAAGUUUAAAUUGUCUUAUAGAAGAAUUAGCUGUGCCUGAAGAUUUUAAUAAAGAUGGUACCUGGGAAUCGUUUUGUAGUUAUAGUGGCGUUGGUGCUGUGACAUCUGCAUUUCGAGAUUAUGUUGCUGUGAGGUUAAAGAUUUGUGAAAAAAUGUUAUUGCUUACUGAGCUUGCUAUGAGAGAUGAUGAUGGUGCUGCAGAUAGGACUCAACACAGGAGCUUAGCUGCCCUUUGUAAAGCGUAUUAUAUUUUAAAAUGGAUCUGUACAUCCAAGUCCACUGGAAAUGCACCCAUGAUUCAUGUGUUUUCUUUGGUCAACCCAACAUCAAUUAUGCAAUCUUCUCUUGAACAAUGUGUGCUUGGCCUUGCUAAUUGCUUAUGGCCAUUAGCAACAAAUAGUACACUUGCUCAGCAUUUGCUAUCAACAAAACAGUAUGCACUUCUACAAACAUUUGCAAGAUUAGUUGGAAUAAAUAACUGGAGUUUACUACUUGCAGAAUCAUACAUUCUGACAGGACAGCCUGGCAAGGCAUUUGAUGUUUGUUUAAAAAAUGCUGGAUCAGAUGUUGUGCACUUCCUGAAUGCUAUAAGACUUUUUGAAAAACAUUCGAGGUCUGAUUUAGUAAUAGAAAUGGCAACUAAAGCUUUGGAACUCCUUAUUGUUUCACAUUCUGAUAGGGAAACACUCGAAUCAGCAUUAUUUGUUCAUGAAUUAGGAAUGGAAAAUUAUGAUGCUGCUUGGAGUUGGAUUGAAUCGUGUAGUUCUUGGUCCCGCAGAUCUGACUUUUUGCAGCGUCUUGUUGCUAACAUGAUAUCAGAAGGAAAACUCACUGAUCUUAUCUCAUUUUCUUAUACUGGUCUCCUAGAUGAAUUAGAAAAGCUUCUUGCUUCGCGUGCUAGAUCUUUGACUUUCGGCCUUGCCACUAACUACUAUAAUAUCUUGUAUGCUUUCCAUGUCAAACAUGAAAACUUUAAGAAAGCUGCUAGUAUUAUGUUAGAAAAAGCUCUACGUGCAGACACUGCUGAAGUACAAUGGAAAUGUUAUGGUGCCUGCCUCAGCUCCUUGAUGUUGAUAAAUGAUCCCCAACAAGCUUGGCUAGUGCGUCCUAAUCCAUUCUCUCAAGAGGAUGCUGUAGAAAUACUAGAAAUCGAGGAUAUUCAAAGAGAAUUUGAGUUGUCUGGAGCUCGAUAUAAUUUAGAUGGAUGUUCACCAGAUGCUUCUCAGGAAGAGGUAAUUGCAUUAUGUGUCACCCAAAAACUAUACAAAACAGCACUUCGGCUAGCUAAUAUGUGCAAACUUUCUUGUGCACCUUGUAUUCAAGCUUUCACAGCUAGUUGUGCAGCUCUCUCUGAACAAUCAAUAUCCUGGCAUUGGUUGAAAGCAAAUGAAAUUGAUGAUAUUAUUAUAACUGAAUCUAAUGCAAAUGAAAUGUUAUGGAGGAUUUUAGAAAGAUGUAUUUUGAAGUAUGAAAAAGAAAAUGAAACAGUGCUUCAUCGGGCUUCUGCUAACCAACUUUUAACUGUUGGUUUGUUUAUUCCUACUUGGCUUCUUCAAUCUUAUAAGAAAAGAAAUAGCUCAGAAUUGCUUCGCCUGUUUGUUCAACAUGGAUAUUUGGAAGAAGCUGAGGAGCUAGCAUGUGAAUACUUAAAUGCAGCUCUUGGGAUUGGUAGAGAACAUUUUUCAAUUGAUUUUCCACUGCAUCUUUCAUCUCCUCCCCUUUGUCUACCUUUACAAACUAUAGAUAUUUUACUUCUAGAGCUAAAACAUUAUAAUAUAGGGGACCGGCUGCAAAAAAAAUUGGAUACAUAUGUAAACACAAUUUCAAGGAUUACUUUGGAAAGGCCUAUGAUUGUUUCUACAAAAAAAAAAUAACUUGUAAAUUUAAAAAUUUUAUACUGUUUUUUAAUAUUUAAUAAAUGUUUUUAAAAACUGUGUUCUUCCAAA